AUGACACUUGUGUGGCGACUCUUCCGCCGACCGGCUUAUCUUUCUUCAAGUAGUGCAUUUACCCUACAGCGGCAACAGUAUGCAUACCCCAUGACCAUACUAGCUCGACAAGGAAGCGGUGCUACAGAAAAGCGAGCUGCUGAUAAAAAGACUACUCUUCCUCCCAUUAUUCCUCCGAAAAUUUCGCCAAUUGAACCGAAGUAUUCGCAAUGCAAAGAAGAUGAUACAGCAAGCACAGCAAGUUGGUCCAAAUGGCCACCAACUAAAACAGAUACGAAAAAGGCGUCUACCCAGCGGUUGUCUCGAGAGAACGUCGAAAGCUAUAUGUUCAAGCAUUUCUUUGACUAUAUCAAGAACUAUGAAAAAUUAUUGGAAAAGAACUUUCCAUCGGCCAUGAAAGUAUACCGCACAUAUGUGGAUGGUGUAAUGGAUUUUUACAAUGACAUGAAAGCAUAUCUCAAAAUUGUGCGUAUUGUAAAUAAUUCUUCAAUGGGACUAAAAGCACUGAAUCGCAAAGAACUUGAACUGUACAUGCAGAUGCCACGCGAUAUGAUGAAAGUUGCACCAUCCCUAUUUUUUGUCGCUCUGCCGGUUGUCGGAUACGUGGCAAUGCCGCUGAUCUUCGCGUUUCCACAGCAAUGCCUCUGCUCGCAUUUCUGGACACUUCAACAGCGUGCAGAAUUUCAGCAAGCAGCGUUAAAGAAACGCCUUAAAAAUAAUAAGCCAGUUUUGAGAAUACUACAAUCGAAACUGAAAAAUGCAAAGAAACAUGAAAAUCAUGAAGAACUACAACAAGUACUGGGCAUGUUGGGGAGUGGUUUUCAUCCCAAUGUGGAAUUGUUGCUAAAUGUCAAAGACAUUUUUUCAGAACCUCCAUACGACUUAUACUCUCUAAGUGGGAAGCACCUUAAUCUGCUGUGUCAAUUACAUGGCGUGCCAACGCUUUUAUUUAAGACUUAUCAUUUAUGGGAGCAUGCAUUUCUGGUGCAUAACAUGGAUCAAGCUAUUUUAAGAGAGGGACACGUUCAUAACAUGCAUCCAGAUGACAUACGUCGCUCCUGUUACAUUCGUGGCCUCAACCCUAUCAAUCUUAGUACUGAAGAAAUGACAACAUGGCUUCGUAAUUGGAUCAAAAUUUCUACUUCGUUAGAGGAACAACACAUUAGCAUGUUUCUGUACCUGCCAGUGCUACUAGGAUAUAAUCAUCCAAAUAAUUGGCACUUAAUUUACGACGAUAGUUAGAGGAAUAGGAUAUAUUCCUUGUAUUCUUGUGGGCUAACACUACUACAAAGUGUCAAAGAAAGGAUAUAGGUCAUAAGUCUUCUCAAACUACCAGACAAGCUUUCUAAUCAUCUUACGUUAUUUAUUUCCUUUUCGUUUACCUUUAUAAAUGCAUUCGUAUCCGCAACGAAUGUUUGAUUGUACAUAUUAGUCACAUUUUCUUCGAUUCAACUAAAAAUUAUGUUCAGCUCUUCACAUCCUUUAAUAAAUACAAUUACUGCACAAUUGA
Ceratitis capitata (Mediterranean fruit fly) is the source of this 1510-nucleotide messenger RNA. RefSeq names its product LETM1 domain-containing protein 1. The coding region runs from base 1 to 1242 and encodes 413 amino acids. Lineage: Eukaryota; Metazoa; Arthropoda; Insecta; Diptera; Tephritidae. The transcript has 4 exons. Gene Ontology annotation, biological process: intracellular monoatomic cation homeostasis. Gene Ontology annotation, cellular component: mitochondrial inner membrane. Gene Ontology annotation, molecular function: ribosome binding. The record is from RefSeq and is a predicted model, not a curated record.